ACUGUUAAGUAAUAUUUAUUUAUAAUUGGAGUGUUCUUUGUUUUCGAUCUGUGCAUGAACAAGCUUGACUGACAUAAAAAAUUUGUUAGAUAUGUGAAUUAUCCGCCAUUUUUAUGAAAGAGGGUUUAAUUCAUCAAACGGUCGUAGUUUAAAGUAUGUAACACUGUAAAUUUUGUGAGUUCAAAUGUAAAUCUUAAAACGCUAGCGACAUGUCAUGCAAGGAAAGGUUUCAUUUCUGGUCCGAUGUGUUUAGGGAACGGUGCCUGUAUGGCAUUUAUUCAAAUACACUUUGAAAAGAGUCUAGAAAGAUGUACGCAUCGGGAAGCGGUAACUUUUUUACAGAAUUAGGCUCCUUCAGUGAGCUAAAGUACGCAUCGCCGGUCGACGACGAACCAGCUAGGAAAAAGCAAUGUGUUCUAGCGGCUUUUGGUGGCCUCCCCAAAGAACACACCCAGACAUCCGGCACAUUCUUGCAGCCACAUGAAAGCAAAGUCACCUCCAUGCUGGUGACAGCUUCUACCGAGUUGUUGGAGGAAUCAUCCGUCUCGAACGGCACGAAACCAUCGAAUGUAGUGAAGCAAAAAAAGGAAAACGGCUUAGGUGUAGGCCUUUCUGGAGGACCUGUCUCGCCGGGUGAGGAAGUGCUUGGCUCGGUGACAACGUUCUACCCUGCCGGGCACCCGGACAACGGGCACACGCUGCGAACCAGCGCUCGGGUGAAACACAAAAUGCGCAUGGAAACGAUCCACAACAAUCCGCUACCAACGGAGCGCAAGGAACAGCCGAAGGCAAGCGGUGGAGUACUGCCGAAAACUGUCACCCCCCAGAAGCAGAUGCGCGCCGUAUGGAGCAACCAUGACAAGAACUUGUUCUUCGAGGCGCUUAACGAGUACGGGAAAGAUUUCGAGUCCAUACUAAACUACCUGAACACCAAGAAGCGCCGCAAAGACAACGCCUGCGAGCAGCAGGUCUUCAAGACGAAGGAUGUGCGCAAUCUAUACUAUCAGUUCAAUCAGAAAAUCUCCAAGUACCUGCACUUUUCCGACGAAGUGAAAAAGGAGGCGCAAGAGCUAUAUGCACUCAUAAACUAUGGCGAGAUGCGGAAGAAGGUGCCGUUUCAGAACAAGAAGUAUUUUCAGAAGCUAAAAGAUCUCGUGUAUAAGGGCUUCACGAUGGUACGCGAGAAGGGCAAAACAAUUCGCAUCAAAACGCCCUCUUGUCGGGCGCUGCGCAAGCUCAACCAGCUCGAAGAAUGGCAGGAGGAGAUCAAGUUGCCACCGCGCGUAGACGUUCUUCUGCAGCCGGCAAACAUGGAGGCCUGGGGGCGGGUGCAUUCGUUGGCCCAGAAUCCGCGCGUACGGAUUACAGUCACCAUCCAAAAGCGUGUAUCGGCGCUGCUGCAGCUGUUUCAGCAGAAGUGGCGGCCGCAGGAGCUACGGCUAGUCGAGCGUGUCGAAAAAAUGAAAAUAGUCUCCUCAACGGUAACUUCCAAGCUGAUGCGCCAGCGUAUGCAGAACGAGAUUCAAUUGUGUUCGCAGCUGCUGCCAUCGGCGACUUCAUCACCGCCAUCAGUCAGCCGUACCGAGCCAACGGGGCCAGUACUAAACCUGCAGCUCCACUUUGUGCCCUCCCACUCAGCCGUCAUCCACAGACCGAUGAUUAUUUUGGCGGAGUUUCAGAGCAACACGAGCAUCUGUCUCAACUCGUACGAGCAGCGGAUCGGAGUGAAGGUGCCUGGAGAAACACUCGUCCCGUCGGAAAAAGUCGUGGGUGCCGUGUGCAAGAAACCGAAGCUAUGUCUGGAUAGCGGGCACGAUUCGACGAAGGACGAAAAACAUACUGGGAGCGAGCAGCUGUCGAAGCUUAUCAUGAACGACCUGCUGAAGUCGCCAAACGCGUCGAACGAAUCGAUUGAACUGAAGGAGAUGGAACUCUUCGAAAUAGAACUAUUAAAUGGGCAUAGUGCUAGAAGCACGGACGAUUGCGAUGGGCCGCCAGCAACAAACUAUGCAUAUGCCACAAAUAUGCCGAUCCAAUCGGGGGCAUGCGGUUCCGAUCCUGCUGCUGCCAGGAUGAGUGACAAUUCCAACGACGAGUUUGUGCUAGCCGAGAGCGACCCAUUGAAGUACAACAUAGAAAUGCUGGCGGAGCACACGAUCGUCGGUGACGAGGAACCCUGCAAAGAGGACGCUGACGUGCUGACCGUCUCUAGCAGCACCGUUACGACUUGUGUUACAACUGUAAUCUCUACAUCGAGCACAUCCGCGGUGCGGAAAAAGUGCCCCCGGCGAAAGGGUUCCGACGCAGCGAAGCCACCACCGACCGGCGUUUUCAACCACAUCCGGCCACUCGUGUCGGAGCAGGAAAUGCAGAGGAUCCGGGAAGGCUGGACCUUAUACAAUGCGAACGAUCUCACUAUCGGGGACCUGUACAUAAUGUUUGGCGAAGACAUGAAGUUGCACCUUGAGUACGAUUGGGUGUGGGAGGAAGCGCCCCUACCUCGAAUCGUUCCACCGGUAGACGUGAAAGCGACUAGCGACGAGCAAUCAAACGCGAUGGGGGUGGCAGCGGUCCCGAAAGAUGAGGCGCAAUCAACAAACUCAAUCGAUUCUUCUUCCACCUCCUCCAAUAACAAUAACAAUAACAACAACAACAACAACAACGACAACAACAUUAACAACAACAAUAAUAAUAAUAACAACAACAACAACGCUACCUCGACUGCGGACGAUGUAAUGGGGUCCAUCGGCUGCUCCGCGGUGAAAGAGGAACCAAUAGGGAUGAGUAACAAUAAGGAUGGAUCGAACGUGAUCAGCAAGCGCCUCAAGCAGCUAGUCAUGCUGAUGAACAUGGGCGCCAAGAAUGGAAAGAAACGGUGCAUUUGUGGAAAUGCUACCGAACGCAAACCAAAGCAUCGUGCGGAUUGCGAUAAUACCUUGUCGACGUGCCAGGACGAUAGUCUACUUUUCAAGCAACCAAUGCUUCCUGCACGUAAUGGUGUCAAUUAUCUGACACCGGAGCCGAUGCACAUGCCUCCACAAGCACGAUACAAACAGUCACGCUGGUUACGUACGCGAAUUAACCGGCAUCAAGGGCUGUUUUCGCCACUUCCGGUUCCUCGCACACCUCAUCCAUCGGCAGCUAUAUUUCCGGCCGGGGCGCUCGAUGUAAACAGCAUGCAUGGUCGUGAAGGCGCUUCUCGUGUUCCGUUCCCGCACUCAAGCACCGGUCCGGGUAAGUUCGGAAAGCGCAAUGGUAGCAGCUUCUCGUUACCAAUCAACACCUUGUCGGAUGAAGGUGAACCGGAGCACCCCGGUGCUAACCGAACGAUACAGAUGCCGUACGAUGAGGAAAAUGCAAACGACAUUGGCGCUGGCCAGACGAAAUUUACACCGAUCAGCGAAGGUGGCGUCGAUCAGGCCAACCAAAUGAAUCCAACGUCUUCCAAUGCGCUUUCGGGGGGUGGCGCUCGGCAACCAUCGGGUGAGAAUGCGGAUACUGAGACGAUAGCGGCCUUCGCGGAAUCCGAAGCGUCCAGCACUACGAUCACUGCAGCACCGCCACUGCCGCAGAACGAUGACAGUUGCCUUAGCCUGUUCGAUCUAUCGCUUCCCUCGACGUCGUCCUCGCUGAUGGCAAACAUAUUCUCAGGCACCGAAGCGGAGACGGACGUCGGUACCACCAUGAUGCCGAAUUCUCCGGUCGACACCAAGAUAUUGGGAAACGAACUUAACGAUAUUUCCUUGACCAGCUUCUUCGGACAGCUUGACGCCGUGUACCAGAACGCAGCCGAACCGGCACAGCCUUGCCAUAACUUUGACAUGGAUAUAACCACUAUGAGUGAAAACAGCGUAGACUACAUUGCACGCUUCGAGAACAUCGCAUCAGAUCUGCGUGCGAAGGGUAAUUCUUAACGCAAAACAUCUAAUUUCUUAAGUCAACAAAGUGUGCGCUAUUCGAAGAAUCGUGGGUUGUCGAAGUAUUGAUUAUAACAUAUGUUCAUCUGAUUUUAA
Molecule: messenger RNA, 4013 nt
Organism: Anopheles coustani
Lineage: Eukaryota; Metazoa; Arthropoda; Insecta; Diptera; Culicidae
Product: protein cramped-like
Exons: 5
Coding region: 309-3914 (1201 amino acids)
Biological process (GO): pattern specification process
Cellular component (GO): nucleus
Molecular function (GO): chromatin binding
Source: RefSeq, a predicted model, not a curated record